This is a messenger RNA of Talaromyces marneffei, 675 nucleotides long. RefSeq lists its product as uncharacterized. Lineage: Eukaryota; Fungi; Ascomycota; Eurotiomycetes; Eurotiales; Trichocomaceae. The transcript is spliced from 2 exons. The coding region runs from base 1 to 675 and encodes 224 amino acids. Gene Ontology annotation, molecular function: lactoylglutathione lyase activity; metal ion binding. The record is from RefSeq and is a predicted model, not a curated record.
AUGACUCCAGUGCCAAAUUCCUUCCCCUCCCCCCUCCCCCCCCUACCGGUGGGAAGCCAUCUCCCAGGCGGCCAUGGCUUCGACCCAGCAGUUCCCCCCAACACAACAGAAGGCUUUCACCUGAACCACCUCAUGCUCCGAAUCCGUGACCCCAGCGAAUCCCUUCACUUUUACAUCGACCUAAUGGGUCUCCGCACAGUGUUCGCCAUGAACACCGGCCCUUGCUCAAUCUAUUAUCUGGGCCAUCCCCAAACCGACGCCGAGCGCGCAGAUCCCAAACUAUAUGCUCAAAACACAGUCUCGAAUGAAGUCUUAACCACGACGAAGGGAUUGAUAGAGUUGGUGCAUAUCCAUGGAACGGAGAAAUUGUCCAAGGAGGAGUAUAAAUUGCAGAAUGGAAAUGUAGCCCCAUUCCUAGGGUUUGGGCAUGUUGGGUUUACGGUGCCGGAUGUUCCUACUGCGCUCAAGAGACUCACAGAGAAUGGAGUGAAGGUGCUCAAGGAUGUGGGUGUUGCGGAGAGGGAGCAUGUACCUAUUACAGAGUGGGAGAGUGAGAAGUUUGGUGUUGGGAUUGGGGAGCUGCAUGCGGGAUAUAAGCAUGUGCUUUCGCAGAUUGGGUUUGUUGAAGAUCCGAACGGAUACUGGAUAGAGCUUGUGCCGCAGAACAUGAAGUGA